AUGUGGCCGCUGUGGUUUGGUAUACUCAUACUUCUUCGGCCAGCAGAUGUGGCAGCAGUGCUGGCACGUCACACCUUGCCAGUAUCGCAAUGGAGAAAGACUUCGAGGAAUCGAAUUUCAUCUGGGGACAUCGAGAGCUUCGAGCGAGCGGCGCACGAAGGUGACCAGGCUUCUUUACUGUACGAAGUUGGUGCAGCGAUCGGUCGUGCACUUCCCAACAAACUGAAGCGGAAAGAGCUCUUUGAAGCAUUCGAGGUGGCAUGCCUUGUACAGAGGCAGGCCCGACAAGAAUCAUACGCAGCUAGUACUGUGGUGGAUCUUUGUGCCGGCUGCGGAUUGCUGGGCGUUUUCCUGGCCCUCAUGUGGCCGCGUGCCAGAGUUAUUGCAAUGGAUCGCAAGCAGUCGGUCUUGUCCCGCAUGCUUUCAGAAGGUGCCAUGAGGCAGUGGCCGCUUCUCAGAGACAGAUUUGAGUGGAAAGUUUGUGAUAUGCGACGAAGACCUGUAGACAACUCUGCCGAACCAAUCUCGUUGCCUUCCGACUGCAUGGUUGUGGCAUGUCACGCAUGCGGCUUGCUGACGGAUGAAGCCAUUGCUGCCGCUUGCGCGAAGAGUUUGCGACCCAUGGUGCUGGUGCCUUGUUGCUACGUCACGAACCCCAAGAUUGGCCAUCCCAAUCCAGGGCACCCAUGUCAUUCUUGGGAGAGGCUACCUUGGCUUAGGGAAGGUGCUGUGAACCAGAAGGGCCGCACAGCUAUAGAUGAUGCUAGAGUUGACUUCUUACGGACCCGCGGGUAUCAUGUCAGUGUCGAUCACAUAGAUCCUCAAAUCACGAGGUACAGCAAAGCCAUAAGUGCUUUCCCUUCUGCGAAGCAGAUGUUCGACCCAGAGCUCAAAGCAAAAGAUGGAGUCAGCGGCACGAAGCCGCCAUUUCUCCAUUCUCGGAGCCGAGUUGACUCGGCACCGCUGUUUACGCCGGCACACGACGUAGGCAAGACAACAAAUCAAGAUAUUGUGGAGUUCAACUUCUACGAUAGCUACAAGCUCGGCAAGAAGCUGGGGCAGGGAACUUUUGGACAAGUCCGAUUAGCAAAAGACAAGCUAAAUGGCAAGGAAUUGGCUGUGAAGAUUGUAGAUGUUCGGCACUACGACGACAAGACGGGGGUUUGUACUGGCCAAAUAAGCCGGACACGCAACAAGGCAACCAGAGACGAAGUUGUAUUUUGGAAGCGUGUCUGCGCUGCUGAGUGCGAACAUGUUGUGUUGCUUCAUCGGGCUUUUUCCGACAACUCCCUGUACUACAUGGUUUGCGAAAGAUGCAAACGCUCCAUGCUGGACAUGACCGUUGAUGGGCUGACAGAGCCAGACUUAUCUGACAUCUUCAAGCAGAUGAUCAAAGGAGUUUUGCACACCCACAGAGCAGAAAUCGUCCAUCGAGAUGUCAAGCCUGAUAACUUCCUGUGGGGUGGACCAGAGCAUCGUACACUGAAGUUGUGCGAUUUUGGUCUUGCAGCAGCAAUGCCACAGGUAGGAAAGCUCUUCGGAGUGUACGGCACGGCUCCGUACAUGGCUCCAGAGAUGUUGACCAAUGUCGGCUAUGACUACCUGGUUGAUAUUUGGUCGCUGGGUGCAGUUGCUUUUCUCCUGACAUACGGCCGGUUUCCGUACACGCCAGUGGAGCAAACCUCCGCGUCAAUGAAAGAGGCAAUCAUCAAGGAUUCACCUCCUUUGCAUAUUGGAACAGAGAGAGUGUCUGAUGGAGCGCCAUGCUCAGAUUUGUUGCUUAGUUUCAUCCAGUCGACCUUGUCACGAGACCCUUCAGCCCGGCCGAGAGCAGAUCUUGCGCUCGAGCACGCUUUCUUUGAAAGCCAAUCAGAGGUUGCUGCGGACCAGGAAGAUCAGGAACAAGAAGGCGAAGAUGGUGAGGAUGACGAAGCAGUGUCUGCUCGACCUAUGACGCACAUCCGAUCCCUAACACACAAAAUGACUACUCGACCGAGCGCCACCGUUCAGAACGGAAUCGACGAGCUCCUCCAAAAGCUUUUCGUAAAACAUGGUGGGGAAGCCGCUGGUUCCAACAUGUUCUUCUCCGAAGGAGACGAGGACACAGAACGUAAUCAGGCAGACGACAGUUCGCCGACGAUCUCGCAGGCCGACUGCAGAAUUCGAAAGAAGAAUUCGCGACGCAACGUGAAACACGUGACCCAUUCAGGGGUGUUGACCCCAUCAGCUGCAAUAGCACGCACCAGCACUGCUUCUUCAAAUUCAGGGGAUGUCCCUGGUGGUGCUGGCUAG
Messenger RNA from Symbiodinium sp. CCMP2592, 2292 nucleotides. Lineage: Eukaryota; Dinophyceae; Suessiales; Symbiodiniaceae. The record is from the annotation of a GenBank genome assembly.